AUGGCCUCUCUCAUUCCCGUCAAGGAGUCCGACAUCUCCAUCGUCUACAACUCCAACACUCGCGAGCUUGUUCUCGCGGCCAAGGGCGAGAUUCCCAAGGUUUUCUUGACCCCUUUCUUCAAGCAGGAGUCCGUCCUCAACACUGGCCUCACCUUCUCCAUCCGAGCCUUUGCUGGUGGGUUCCCCCCCCAGAAGGGCGAGAAGUCUUUCGAAAUCAAGCAUUCGGUGCACAUCAACCUGCCCCUGCCGCACUUCAACAACAAGACCGUCUUGAUCGAGACCGCCAGCGGCAACUUCAGCGUCGAGAUCAAGUACACCGGCUUCGGGCCUGGCCCCGUCGUCCGCGGGGACAACGGCAGCGAGGAAGGUACCACCUACCAAGACGUCUUGCCUCCUAUCAAGCGGUUCCUCCCUGCCGACCAGCCCCUGCGCAUCACUGCGAACAUUCCCAAGGUCGAGGCCCCCAGUCGUGUUAACAUCGAGCCGUCCUACAACCCCGAAUUCCUCGAGUUGAUUCAUUCGACGGUCCAGGAGGGAAGCAUUUCCUGGACUUUUAAGUGGAAGAAACUUCCCACCGAGGAGGGCGCGAACCCCCAGCUGAUCGACGUCACCACUCACCAAUACAACGGCCUCGUCGGUCCUGCUGCCCGCAACUACAUCACCAUUCAGGGCUACGUUGUCCUCUUCGUCGUUUUCGAGAAGAAGUAA
This is a messenger RNA of Colletotrichum chrysophilum, 708 nucleotides long. RefSeq lists its product as uncharacterized. The record is from RefSeq and is a predicted model, not a curated record. Bases 1 to 708 code for a protein of 235 amino acids. The transcript has a single exon. NCBI's taxonomy places the organism in Eukaryota, Fungi, Ascomycota, Sordariomycetes, Glomerellales, Glomerellaceae.